Molecule: messenger RNA, 1143 nt
Organism: Melitaea cinxia (Glanville fritillary)
Lineage: Eukaryota; Metazoa; Arthropoda; Insecta; Lepidoptera; Nymphalidae
Product: protein FAM8A1
Exons: 5
Coding region: 91-1017 (308 amino acids)
Source: RefSeq, a predicted model, not a curated record
UAUUGCAGGAGUUCAAUAAAAUAACAAAACUGACGUGUACUGAUGUUACAAUACAAUUGAGAAAUUACGAGUUACAUGUAGUUAAUCACAAUGUCGGAUACUGAAAGGCUCGUGGAUAACGGUGGACCUUCGGAAGAGACCCCUGACGGAGGCCCCGAAGGUGACCGGCCUGCAACAUCAGAACGAGAAGCUUAUUUCCAGGCACUGAGACUAUGGAUUCAACAGGCGCAAAUGUACCAAAAUAUUUCAACAUGUUUUCCCUACUACAUGAUGUCACUACAAGGACUCCAGAACACCCAAACGAAUGUUCCUCUGUUAAACAAUAACUAUCAAUUUCAAGGGCAACAGUUUCCAUUUCAAGUACCCAUUCCUCCUCGGCAACCAGCAGAGAAUCAGCCUCUUGGAGAACCUUUAUCGCCGGCUGAAGUUAUAGCAAGGCAUGGAGGAUUUGAAUACAUUAUUCCACCUCUGUAUAAAAGACUGCUGGCAGAGUUUAUUGACUUCAUGUUGCUGUUUAUUUUGAAACUUAUUGUCACUUUCAUUGCAGUGGAUAUGUUUGAGUUAAUUGACCUGGAUAAGUUUGAUUUGUACAAAUUUAGUGAACACUAUGAUGACUAUAAAUAUGCAAUGGAACUGACAUCAGAAAUACUUCUUCUAGAAAUUAUUUACAGAAUAUUAGUUUGCAUAUUUGAGGCAUGUUGCUUAAGUAGCAGUGUUGGCCGAACAGGUGGCGCCACUCCUGGCAAAGCCCUUCUUGGCCUGAGGGUAGUCACUGCAUCGGCUGUCAUACCUGUUGAAGGCAGACCUAGAGAAACAGUUUUAUUAUAUCCUGGCAAACCUCUGAGUUUUCUUGUAGCUUUAUUCAGGUCAUUGAUGAAAAAUUUCUUAAUAUCUCUCUUAUUUCCACUGUGUGUUGUUCUGUUUGUUUUCCGUCAUAAUCGCACAGGAUAUGACUUGUUAUGUGGUGUUAUAGUCGUAGAAGAGAACAUGUUCCCACCGAGACGCCACGCACCCUAAAUUUAAAGUUUCAAUAAUAUACAUGUUUUCAAAAGAUUAUAUUAUAAUGUAAGAUAGUCAGUGGUUGUUUGCGCACUUAAAUAUAUCUCCUGGGGGGAUUGGGGAUUGGGUCGGCAACGCGCUUGC